AUGAAAUUGCUGGAUCGCCUUUAUCUGCACCUAGUCCUGGCGUGUUGCCUUGCCCUCGCCCACAGCAGCAGCAGCAGUCUGGAUGCCCCCCAGAAACCGCCGAUGGGUGCUGCUGCCGAGCAGAGUGAUGCAGACAGGAAGGUAGCGGCCAAUGCUUCCAAAGAAUCGCACAAUCUGCAGUCUGACGAACCUCAGGGGCCCUCCGUGGAGCUAAACUAUGGCAUUUCUGCAGACCGACACGGUAUUCUGUCCUGUGAGAACACCUUCACUGUGCGCGACUCCGUAGCGCACCUGCAGUGCUCCGGUCCCAGAUGA
This is a messenger RNA of Dibothriocephalus latus, 315 nucleotides long. Lineage: Eukaryota; Metazoa; Platyhelminthes; Cestoda; Diphyllobothriidea; Diphyllobothriidae. The record is from the annotation of a GenBank genome assembly.